Molecule: messenger RNA, 3013 nt
Organism: Drosophila willistoni
Lineage: Eukaryota; Metazoa; Arthropoda; Insecta; Diptera; Drosophilidae
Exons: 7
Coding region: 247-2622 (791 amino acids)
Biological process (GO): proteolysis
Molecular function (GO): serine-type endopeptidase activity
Source: RefSeq, a predicted model, not a curated record
GUGUUUUUGUUUGUUUGAUGCAAAAUUCCGCACAUUUCGGUUAGUGACAAAAAUAAUGCAAAAUCCAAACGCGCUUUAAUUCAAAAUCGAAAUAAACAAAAAUCAAGAAGAAGUUGUAACCAAAAAUGCUGGAACAUUGUUGAAGGAAAUAUUGUUUAAAUUCGCUUGGAGAUUACUUCAAUGUUGUUGCCCAUGCGGCAAGAAUAGCGUUCAUAUAUCAUCCGAUAUCAAAAAAUAAACUCGAGCAUGAGAGUUAUAUCUCACAUUGCGGUAUUACUUGCACUUUUGCAGCUGCUGAUGCUGGAAAUUCAGUGCGGCCACGUGCAGGAUGCCAAAAGGCAUAUACAUGCCGAAUUUCGAGACGUGUUGCACCACCGCCAUCCGCAUCCGCAUUCAUAUUCGCAUCCACAUCCGCAUCACCCACCAUCUACGAGGUAUCACGGUUCGCAUUGGCAUAGUGGGCAGCGUAUACAUCGAUUUCAUAUGCCCUCACAUCAGCAUCAGCAACGUUGGAGUGGCCGUAGGCGAUCGAUUAAUCAUCACCAGCCUUUUAGCCGUUGGACAGAGUGGACACUAUGCAACGAGGAAUGCAUUAAGCAUAGGGAACGUUAUUGCAAAGCAAAGAGACGCUGUGGCCACACUAAGCAUGUGGAGCAACGCAAAUGUUGGCACUGCAGCCCAUCAUCAAGCAACAUCAAGUGGCAUCAAGAACCCAUGACAAUUGAAGAAGUGCAUAUACCACCAGAAAGAUGGCCCCAAAUGUAUCAUACACCAGCACCUCCACCACCACCACCACAACCACAGCCACAACCAGUGGCACCGCCACCACAACCAUCCAUCAUUAUAAAUGCAGCAGCUGCAGCAUCAAGUGGAACGCCACUAAAUACCCGCACAAUUAGCUAUGCACCGCAAUAUACCCUUCCUACAACCACAUCCCCUCCUCCGCCUCCACCACCACCAGUUCAUCCAUCAUAUGAUGAUUCUGUGGAAGUGGUGCAUAGGCGACCCACUCAUGCUCCUUCCCCAGCAAUAGACAGUACCGAAGAGCUAGAGGAACACGAAGACGAAUACGAUGACACAGAAGAGGAUCAUGGUGGUGCUAUUGAUGAUGGUGAUUUCUAUGUGUUGAAGAGGAACAGGCACAGACGUCGCCAAAAACCCAAGGAGCGAGGUGUUCGACAUAGACCAAGAACAUCCAAACGUCCUUAUAUAGCGGAUGAUGACGAUGUCGAUGAUUUCGAGGACUAUAUAGAACGCAAGUCAUUGAGAACACGCAAUUUGGAUAGCAGCAGCAGCAGCAGCGGCGGCAACAGUGGGGGACUUGAGGGUGACAUCUUUCAAUACGAAGACUUUGAUUUCGAACCGGAUGGGAACAUCUAUGUGGAUUCUGACGAGUAUACGGAUAAUAUGCGAAAUUCUUCAGCCUGGUUACCACCAGCCAAAGAUGGUCCUGCACUACGACGCAGACGUAUUUAUUCUAAAUGGAGUCGCUGGACGAGAUGUUCACCCAAAUGCACAACUCGACGUUAUAAAAAAUGUCGCCUUAGUGAUCAGUGUGGACGUGAAGUCCUGCGAGAGAUAGCCUAUUGCUAUACAGAGGGCAGCUUUUGCCAACAAUGGCUGCAAUCCCAAGUCCACAAGACUCCUGUAUAUGAGGCUAGACCGGCGGCAGCAGCACCAGCACCAGCAACAGUUGCUGCACCUGCCGUUGCCACUGUCGGGGCCAUGAGACGUAUGCAUACGGCGGAUAAUAGGAAUGCAGCGCUCAGUAAUAAUGAAAUCGAUAUCAUAUUCAAUGGCAAGGGUUAUCGAGGACCUGAAUACACGCCCCUGAAGAUCCAAUGCGGCAUUGUGCGCAGCGGCAGCGGAAGACGUAGCAUGUAUAAUAUGUUGAAGAUUAUUGGAGGCAAGGCGGCACGCAAGGGAGAAUGGCCCUGGCAGGUGGCCAUAUUGAAUCGUUUCAAGGAGGCAUUUUGUGGGGGCACAUUGAUAGCACCCAAUUGGGUCCUAACGGCGGCCCAUUGUGUGCGCAAGGUGCUCUAUGUUCGCAUCGGUGAGCACAAUCUGGACUUUAUUGACGGCACUGAAGUUCAGUUGAGGGUCGCCAAAAGUUUCAAGCAUCCCAAUUUCGAUAAACGCACCGUGGAUAGUGAUGUGGCUCUGCUGAGGCUACCCAAACCAGUGAAUGCCACCACUUGGAUAGGUUACUCUUGCCUGCCCAGACCCUUCCAGCCAUUGCCCAAGAAUGUUGAAUGCACUGUAAUCGGUUGGGGCAAACGUAGCAAUCGCGAUGUGGCUGGCACAAGUGUCCUACGCAAAGCAGAUGUCCCCAUCAUACCCAUGGACAACUGUCGUAGUGUCUAUCAAGAUUAUACCAUAACAAAGAAUAUGUUUUGCGCUGGCCAUCGUCGCGGUUUGAUUGACACUUGUGCCGGUGAUUCCGGUGGUCCCUUACUCUGUCGCGAUACAACCAAACCAAAUCAUCCGUGGACCAUAUUUGGCAUCACUUCGUUUGGCGAUGGCUGUGCCAAACGGAAUAAAUUUGGUAUUUAUGCCAAAGUACCCAACUAUGUGGAUUGGGUAUGGUCCGUCGUUAACUGUAAUGGUAAUUGUAAGCUAUAAUCGAUCUGUACACACACACACACACACAAACACACACAAAACUGAAUGUUUUAGAAUCCUAGCCCUAAGAUUCAUUUUGUUCUGUUCUGCAGAGGCUGUGAAAUACUCACAUAAAUCUUAUCAAAUAUAUGUAUGUAUGUAUAUCUAUAUAUAUACGUAUAUAUGAAUACUUAAUGUAUAGUCUUAAAAACUGUUUAAGAAGACCUAUUCUGGGUAUAAUUCUAAAAAGAGAAAUAAACUUUUCUCUCACUUAACUUAACGUGUAUAUAUACGUCUAUAUAUAGAGUUGUAACUAUUUUUUUUUUUUGUUUUUUAUAACCCGAAUCAUUUUUAGUUUGUUCAUCAACACAGCUUUAAAACCUUUUAAGUUAAGUGAAUACGAAUAAAAUCA